Sinocyclocheilus grahami is the source of this 2157-nucleotide messenger RNA. RefSeq names its product butyrophilin-like protein 2. Gene Ontology annotation, biological process: regulation of cytokine production; T cell receptor signaling pathway. The transcript has 21 exons. Bases 12 to 1880 code for a protein of 622 amino acids. The record is from RefSeq and is a predicted model, not a curated record. Gene Ontology annotation, cellular component: external side of plasma membrane. NCBI's taxonomy places the organism in Eukaryota, Metazoa, Chordata, Actinopteri, Cypriniformes, Cyprinidae. Gene Ontology annotation, molecular function: signaling receptor binding.
UCCAAUCAUAAAUGUGUUGGCUUGUUUUUUUCAGUGUAGUUAAGCCAGCGGUUUGUGUGAGACUGAAAUCAUUCUUCUCUCUCACUGAUUGUGUUUUGUUCCUGUUUGAGAGAAGAAGCAUGGCAGCGAGAAGUGGCAAUGACUUUCAGCUUGUUAUUCCUGAAAGAGGCGAAAGAGUUAAGAUGAAUUCGGGAUCUACUCUCACUGUGUCAUGUCACUUGUCUCCUGCACUCAGUGCUGUUGACAUGGAGAUUACUUGGUUUGGCGAGAUGUCUUGUAUUUGCACCUAUAAGAACAGAGAGAUGACACAGGGUGUUGACUAUGAGGGCAGAGCGAGUCUGUUCAUUAAUGACCUGAAGAAAGGGAAUGUGUCCUUAAGAGUGGCAGACUUCAGAGAGUCAGAUCUGGGAGUUUACAUGUGCCGGGUCACCAGUAGAAAUGAAACACAGCAGAUAACAGUAAAUGUAGCAGAAGAAGUUUCUGCUAUUUUCGAAGACCAGCACUUCUUUACAGCGAAUUACCAAAUGGAAGAAACAAGCAACAUGUUGUCAGAGCAUCAAGGUGAUUCAGACAAUCAGCUUGGGGAUUACAAGAUUAAAGAGGCAAUAUACCAAUUAUCAAUCCACUCUGCAUAUCACAGUGCUUCAGGGAAGGAUCAGCAUAAGGAUUACAAGGGAGAAACGGAUGACAAAUUAUCACAGUACAUCAAAUCAGAUCUAAGCCAUCCAAACAAGCAGUCUGGGGAUAACAGCAAGGGAACCAAAAGCAAAGAUUUUUUGAGCCGAGCUUCAUAUCGCAAUGAACCAAACAAGAGCCAGCAUGGGAUGGAAGUCUUGAACAAGAACUUUCAGCUUUUUGUUCCCAGUACAUCAGAAGAACCAGAGGUUUCUUUGGGGUCUGAUUUGAUCAUUCCGUGUUACCUGUCACCUGAAAUCAGCGCGGUUGACAUGGAGAUCAUCUGGUCUAAUGAUAGAGCCCGUGUUUGCCUGUAUAAGGACAAGCAGGUGACAGAAGGGGGUUUGUUUAAGGACAGAGCGAGUCUGUUCACUCACAAGCUUAGGGAAGGAAAUGUGUCCUUACGACUAAAAAACUUCAAGCCAUCAGAUAUUGGAAAUUACCAUUGUCAGGUCAUCAGUAAAGACAGAAGAGAGAAGAUAACAGUAAGAGUGAGGAUAAAUCCUGGUGUCCAGUCUACGAGUCAGUCACCAAUAUUUGCAGAAGGAAAUGAGGAUAAAAGGACACAAGAACCAACCAACAAAUUAUCAAGGCGCACUUCACAUCACAGUGAUUCAGAUGAGAAACAACAUGGGAAUUACAGCAAAAGUGUCUCUGAUAAUUUUCAGCUUGUUAUUCCUCAAACAGCCCAAGAAGCACAGAUUUCUUUGGGGUCUGAAAUCAUUGUUCCUUGUCACUUGUCUCCUGAAGUCUGUGCCAUUGCCAUGCAGAUCAAAUGGUUUAAGGAGACAGACUGUGUUUGCAUCUACAAGAAUGGAUGCGUGAUUGAGGGGAGGAGCUACAAAGACAGAGCGAGUCUCGCCACUCACGUACUGGAAAGAGGAAAUGUGUCCUUAAAUCUAAGUAACUUCAGUGUCUCAGAUGUUGGCGAUUACUAUUGUCAGGUUAUCAGUAGAGACACAACAAAACAGAUUACAGUAGGAGUGAGGAUAAAACCUGAAGUCCAACCUGUGAGUCAGUCACCAACAUCUCAAGGCCAGUCUAUUCAGCUAAUGCUGUUUGAGAUAGACAAAAUAUGGACUGAAGAGGAGACAAACAAAAUGGAUGAAUCUGCUCUAAUGUCAGAAAUGAAAGUGAACAAUAUGCAGGAGCUUCAACAAAUGUUGAUCGGGGCUUACAGAAAAGGUUCUCUCAAUUGGAGAUGAGCGAGACCAGAAUGGACUUAGUCAGGGUCUUAAGACUCAACCCUCACGCUCAGUUGUUGGACAGAGACAAACCAAACCCUUUUUAAUAGCUACCUAGCAUUUAAAUGUCAGGUUGAUGCUUAAUGCCUUUUCUUAAUUUCAUGAAACUUAUUGCAGUCAAUAUAUAUAUAUUUUUUUCCCCCAGAUUUUUUUAACACCAAAAUUACAUACAUUAAAUAAGGCAUGUCAUCAUGAAGAAGAUAAGUGAAUUUACACUGUACCUAAUGUAUAUUUUUAA